Molecule: messenger RNA, 1629 nt
Organism: Rana temporaria (common frog)
Lineage: Eukaryota; Metazoa; Chordata; Amphibia; Anura; Ranidae
Gene: RNASEH1
Product: ribonuclease H1
Exons: 9
Coding region: 72-1058 (328 amino acids)
Biological process (GO): DNA replication, removal of RNA primer
Molecular function (GO): magnesium ion binding; RNA-DNA hybrid ribonuclease activity; nucleic acid binding
Source: RefSeq, a predicted model, not a curated record
CACAUGUAUCCGUUGACACCAUUCCUUGGCUGUCCUGAUGCCACUGGGUUAGCAUCGCAGCCAGGGAUUUAAUGUUUUCUGGACAUUCUACUGAUAGUAGACCAGGAUGGACUGUGCUUAUUAGUGAUUCUGCCGCUUCUCCAAGGUGUGGUAGAUGGGAGAUGUUUAAGUCUUUCGGUGUCUUGCCUUUCGCUCGCUCAUUGUGCGCAUCCAUUGGAAGCGCACAGGCAUUGGUGGUUAGAAUGUUCUAUGCCGUGAAGACAGGACGGAAGCCAGGAUUAUACAACACAUGGGAUGAAUGCAAGGAACAAGUGGAUCGUUUUGCAGGUGCCAGGUACAAGAAGUUUGCCUCCGAGGAAGAAGCCUUGAAGUUUAUAGGCGAAACUGAAGGAGCUCCCUCAAAAAGUUCAGAAAGUAGUGACACACCGAUUCCUUCCACAAGCAAAGAAAAGCAGUGCCAUGUAAAGCCUUCAUUCUGUGCCAAAAGGCCUCUUCAACCUUCAAGUUCUACUAAGAACCCGCCUUCACCUAAAAGAACCAAAAUGAUAGAGAUUAGUUCCUUACCGCCAUUGUUUGGACAGUCAUUUUCUCAAAUGGGAGAUGCCACUGUGGUUUACACUGAUGGUUGCUGCUCACGAAAUGGGAAAUUAAGAUCACGAGCUGGAAUUGGUGUUUACUGGGGACCGAACCACCCUCUGAACGUGGCAGAAAGACUCAUGGGAAGACAGACUAAUCAGCGAGCCGAGAUUCAGGCAGCAUGCAAAGCUGUAGAACAGGCGAAGAGCCAGAAUAUCAAAAAGCUUGUGGUGUACACAGACAGUAUGUUUACAAUAAAUGGGAUCACUAAAUGGAUACAUGCAUGGAAAAAGAAUAACUGGAAGCUAAGCACUGGUUCAGAUGUCAUAAACAGAGAGGACUUUGAAAAACUGGAUAAGCUUAUAAAAGGCAUUGAUGUCAAAUGGAUCCACAUCCCAGGACAUGCCGGCUUUGGAGGAAAUGAAGCUGCUGAUAGACUUGCUAGAGAAGGCGCUCAGAAACCUGACACAAGUUCAGUUUAGAACGUAUUCUUUUUUUAAUAAAGCUUAAAUAAGCUUUGCUUGAAAGACUAAAUCGAUGGAAGUUUAGUAAUAAGAACUUAUUUUUUUUUUACCACACGUCUGAAUUAGGAAUGGCCCCUAAUGUUUUCCCAGACACCAUGAACACGUAUGCCUUCCUGAAAUGUACAGUCAUCUCUCAUUGCUGACAUUGAGAGAAAUGACAGAUGUAAUAUGACUGGUUUGUUUCACAGUCCUCUUUACUUUGUGGGUGCCAAAGGUUAAUGUUACCUUUUAUUUAUAUUUAUUUAUACAGGAAAAUUAGAACAAAAAACAUGGGCUGCCAUGACUGACCUCCUUCUGAAAAUGUUAGUUAUCUGGCUGCCUGUAGUUGCAUUAUUGACUUAAUUCACUUACCUGUAGCAAGUAUGCAGAUCUGGAGUUCUGACUUCACUUGCCGUAAUCCUGUUUAAGGUCUGUUAGAUGGAUAAUAUCCAAGUCGGGGAACUGUGCGGGCAAAUAGAAUUUUCAGGAGGUCCAAAGUCGCAGCCACCACUUUUUUUUUUUUUUUUCUGUCCAGGUUUCCUUUAAUGUA